Molecule: messenger RNA, 7069 nt
Organism: Canis lupus familiaris (dog)
Lineage: Eukaryota; Metazoa; Chordata; Mammalia; Carnivora; Canidae
Gene: NOX5
Product: NADPH oxidase 5
Biological process (GO): superoxide anion generation; defense response
Cellular component (GO): NADPH oxidase complex; plasma membrane
Molecular function (GO): calcium ion binding; superoxide-generating NAD(P)H oxidase activity
Source: RefSeq, a predicted model, not a curated record
UCGUUUCGGUGCUGAGGUACCCGGCCCGGCGGCCCAGGACGUUCCCGUCGCAUGGCGGAGUGCUGCGGACGAUGCCCAUGAAGUCCUUGGUCCUCGUAGCAGCGCUGUUGCUCUGGCCUUCGUCCGUGCCGGCCUAUCCGAGCACGCUCAAGUCUCCAAGCCCUGCAGAUUCAUGUGGUGUGCACCUGCACCACUCCUGGAGGAGGAAAGAGGAGUCUCACUGCAGUUCAGCCACUUGCUGGGCUCCUGCUCAGACAGCGGUCACCCACCCUGCCGAGAUUGGAGCACCAUGAGUACCGAGGAAGAUGCCAAGUGGCUUCAGUGGGUGACACACCAGUUUGAGACCAUUGCGGGAAAAGACAGGGAGAUCAACCUGCAACAAUUCAAAACAGCCCUGAAUGUCAAAGAGUCCUUCUUUGCAGAGAGAUUCUUCACCCUGUUUGACUCCGAUGGAAGUGGCACCAUCACCCUCCAGGAGCUGCUGGAGGCGCUGACCCUGCUCAUCCACGGCAACCCCAUGGACAAACUCAAAUUCCUCUUCCAGGUGUACGACGUUGAUGAUGGUCUUGGAAGCUCAGUACUUAGAAAGGAGGCUGUAGAUUCUGGAGAAAGGCAUGCACUAAGAUUCUCCAUGUUUGGGCAGGAGUUUAUCUCUGCUGAGCAGGACAGUAGGGAGCCACGCAACGUUUCUGAGCCAAGGAUGACAUUGUGUACUUUGACUGCCUGGUCUAUACCCCAAAAGGGACUUGGUUGGCAGAAAACCGGAGGCAGCGGCUCCAUCGACGCGGACGAGCUGCGCACCGUGCUGCGGUCGUGCAUGCGCGAGAGCGCCAUCUCGCUGCCCGACGAGAAGCUGGACCAGCUGACGCUGGCGCUCUUCGAGUCGGCCGACAAGGACUGCAACGGCGCCAUCACCUUCGACGAGUUGCGGGACGAGCUGCAGCGCUUCCCCGGGGUCAUGGAGAACCUGACCAUCAGCGCUGCCCACUGGCUGACGCCCCCCGCCGCCCCGCGCCGCCCGCGCGCUCUGACCUGGGCCUACUGGCACAACCACCGCAGCCACCUGCUCUGCCUGGCGGCCUUCGCGGGCCUCCACCUGCUGCUCUUCGCGCUGGCGGCCAGCGAGCACCGGGCCCGGGGCGCCAGCGUCAUGGUGGCCAAGGGCUGCGGCCAGUGCCUCAACCUCGACGGCAGCUUCAUCGCGGUGCUGAUGCUCAGGCGCUGCCUGACAUGGCUGCGGGCCACGUGGCUGGCUCAGGUCCUGCCGCUGGAUCAGAACAUCCAGUUCCACCAGUUCGUGGGCUAUGUGGUGAUUGUGCUCUCCCUUGUACACACCGUGGCCCACAUCGUGAACUUCGCGCUCCAGGCUCAGGCCGAGGCCAGCCCCUUCCAGUUUUGGGAACUGCUGCUCACGACGAGGCCUGGCAUUGGCUGGAUCCACGGCUUGGCCUCCCCGACCGGUGUGGCACUACUGCUGCUACUGCUUCUCAUGUUUGCCUGCUCCAGCUCCUGCAUCAGAAGGAGCGGCCACUUUGAGGUGUUCUACUGGACCCAUCUGUCCUACCUUCCCAUGUGGAUUCUGCUCAUUCUGCAUGGGCCCAACUUCUGGAAGUGGCUGCUGGUCCCUGGCACCCUGUUCUUCCUAGAGAAGAUCAUCGGGCUAGCGGUGUCCCGCAUGGCAGCCCUGUGCAUCGUGGAAGUCAAUCUGCUUCCCUCCAAGGUCACCCAUCUCCUCAUCAAGAGGCCCCCUCUCUUCCACUACAGGCCGGGCGACUACUUGUACCUGAACAUCCCCACCAUCGCACGCUACGAGUGGCACCCCUUCACCAUCAGCAGCGCUCCAGAGCAGAAAGACACCAUCUGGCUACACAUCCGGUCUGAAGGUCAAUGGACCAACAGGCUGUAUGAGUCCUUCAAGACAUCAUGCCCCAUGGACUGUGACCCCAAACCACUGUCAAGGAGUUUGAAGAUGAGGAGGAGCCAGAGGAGGCCAGAGAGUUUGGAGCACCAGCACAUCCAUUCGGGAACCUCGGUACAGGGAGCGGUGGCCUACAGCAAGGAUGUCACUGUGGAACUGACAUCCUACAGGCCCAAGGGAACCCCACAGCAGGGGGACCAAGGCCUAGUAUCCACGGCGGUGACAAAGGAAGGGGCUCAGGCACGGUGGAGAGCCAUAGCCGAGCCAGGCCAGGUCUCUGAGAAGUCCUCUGAGAACCACCUGUUUUGUAACAUCAAGUGCUACAUUGACGGCCCUUACGGAACCCCCACCCGCAGGAUCUUUGCCUCUGAGCAUGCAGUGCUCAUCGGCGCGGGCAUUGGCAUCACCCCCUUUGCUUCCAUCCUGCAGAGCAUCAUGUACAGGCACCAGAAGAGGAAGAACAUUUGCCCCAGCUGCCAGCACUCCUGGAUGGAUAGCGCCCAGGAUGAGGACAUGAAGCUCCACAAGGUGGACUUCAUGUGGAUCAACCGAGACCAGAGAUCUUUCGAGUGGUUUGUGAGCCUGCUGACCAAACUGGAGAUGGACCAGGCCGAGAUAUCACAAGAGGGCCCCUUCCUGGAGCUGCAUAUGUACAUGACCUCUGCACUAGGCAAGAAUGACAUGAAGGCCAUUGGCCUGCAGAUGGCCCUCGACCUCCUGGCCAAGAAGGAGAAGAAGGACUCCAUCACUGGCCUCCAGACACGCACCCAGCCUGGGCGGCCUGACUGGAACAAGGUGUUCCAGAAAGUGGCUGCUGAAAAGAAGGGCAAGGUGCAGGUCUUCUUCUGUGGCUCCCCAGCUCUGGCCAAGGUGCUCAAGGGCCACUGUGAGCAGUUCGGCUUCAAGUUCUUCCAAGAGAACUUCUAGCCUCAUCUCCCCCGGUUCUCCCAAGCCCACGCUGCUGGCCAACUUGAUCCCGUCGCCCCAGUGCCCCACAGAGGCCAGCCUCAGGAGCCACCUGGCCCUGCUCCACACACACAGCAGGAGCACCCAGGCCAGGUGCACCUCCUUCAGGACCCUGGGGAAAGGCCGGUGGCCUGGGCCCUGUGCUGCUGUGCACUCUGGGGUUGCUGAGAAACUGAGGGGGGGUGCUUCCCAGGCCACUGCUCCUCCCAAAAGUCCUCCGAGGGAGACUUCCCCUACAACAGUGGUCCCCCACCUGCCAAAUCAUUCGGGAUUUUUAUCCCAACAUUUUAUUUUCUUUUCCAUGCAUCCACGUAUCUUGUCUUUCCGAUGCAUUUCCAAGCCCGCUUUGCCCAUCUGAGGAGCGUCCUUUACGUGCACACUCCUGGGUCCCGCUUGCAGCAAUUCUGAUUGUGAAGUUCUGGAGGUGAACCCCGGAAAAUGUAUUUUAUUCAAAACCCAUCCUCUUAGGAGGAGAUGAGCAGCAGAUUUCCCACCUCUCUCUCUCUGUCACCGUCUCCCUAUCUGUGUCCCUUCCCACCCCGCAUCGCUCCCCCUGCCUCUCUCUGCCUCUCCCCUGCCUGCGUGUGUCCCCUGGUGUCCCUUCCCAGCUCCACGUGUUGGUUUCUCCCUUGUCCCCAUGCCCUGAGUCAUCAGAGGAACAGAUAGGAGACAGUCUGUGGCUGCGUCCACCCGAGGGGGACACAGGAGAGCCAGGACACAGGACACAGGAGAGCCGUGCGCCUGGAAACCUCGUUGCUUGAAGCUCAGCUGAGCCACAGGGCUGUGGUGCAGCCCUGGAAACCUCUCCACGACUGACUCUUCAUCUGAGAAAUGGCACUGGUGACAUCACCUGGUCACAGUUGUCAUGAGAGCAAAAUGGGACGUCGGUGCUCAGGACAUACAUCUUCCAUCCCCGCAUGGCUCUCCGUGUCUCUGCACCUUGUCCCUAGGCAGCCUUUGUCCCAUCUGUCACUGUGUGCUGGAGUACCUAGCAGGGAGCGCGAAAGCCCAAGUUCUCCUGUGAGACACUGUGUGGAGGGCAGGGGUGGGAGGGGGGCUGGCCUUGCUGCUCAGGAUUUGAGCUGGGGGGUCCCGCCUGCCCCACACCGUGAGCCCCUGGGAACCCCCAAGGUCCUGGGUGGCCUCCACUCUGCAGCCUGUCCUGCUAGUUAGUUCUUUCUCUUGUGUGGGAGCCUAAACCACUCCACCCCAAACCCGCUUUGGGGAGGGGGAAAGGGGGCUUCGAAUGCUGCACUUUCCCAUAGAAUCACAGAUUGUGCCUUUCUUUUGUGUGGAUUGGAAGGCCCAGAAGGGGAACAGGUAAAGGAAUUGGGUGAGGAGGACACCCCUUAUAUAGAUCUGGGCAUCCAAAGGGGGAGCUGGGACCCAGAUGAGGGGGCAGGUGUGCAGAGGGUGAGCGGAGAGGGCCGAGGGAGGCAUCCUGUGGGAAAGUUGUCUUCACAGAGCAGCAGCGAGAGGAGGGGAUGGUGGCGGAAGGAGUGGAAGGACACCCUGGGGGAGAGGGCACAGUGCUCCUUGAGGACAGAGGCAGUGGGAGAAAGGACAUGGGGUACAAGAAGCAGGAGGAGCAGGAGCACGUACGAGAGGAGGAGGGGCCCAGCUGGCAGCCCCACAGGGAAGCACUGGGUGCAGAGGCGGGGAGGAGGGGACCCAGGCCCCCCUGAGCCCCUCCUUGCUGGGAGCCUGCACACCUGGGAGACCUGGUGCCAGGGCACCUUCCACCCGGGCCAGGUGCAGUUUCCAGCAAGCCCGGGGUGGGCGCACAACUCACACGGAGGAGUCGGAGGAGUCGUGUUAUCAGGCCUGAGGUCACACGGUCUUGGAACCCAUUGCCCUGCUGGGUUGGUUCUUUCCCCUUCAUCAGACCUGCGAAGGCUUGGGGGCAAACUGUCACCACCUGUAGCGCAGAAGUCAACAGGGUGUCCUGACUCAGGGCUGGGGCAUGUGCUGGGAAUGUACCAAAGUCAUUUGGAAAGUUGACAGAGCAGAGUCUGUUUAGCAUAGGACUUCCCUCUGUGUCUGUCUGUCUGUCUGUCUGUCUGUGUUCAUCUGGAAUUUUAUAUCACACAGAGGGUGAGAGGAGGGGGAGGAACUGGGACAUAGAUCUAAAAUCCACCCAGGGGCCACACGUUUGACAUCUGGCCACCUUAGUCCUGAGGCUUUCUCUCCAGACAUACUGCAGGUACCCACUGGAGGGCGCUGCAGAACCAGAGAUCUUGGAGGUUUUGUCUGCGGGGAAAGGAGCCGGGUCCCUGAGUGGCAGUGAAUCCAAGGCAGGCCCGAGGACACUGUGCCCCACCCCGCUCGGGCUCCAGGAGCACCUCCGCCCCAGACCUGGGCAGAUGUGUGAAGUCAAGAAGGUUCAUGUUCCAGAUCAGAGUUCCUGGAGCUGCCAGCCCCUAGCACCAGCACACAAAUGCGCACACAAACCCUGUCCCUACCACCCCCCCACACACACACACACAUACCCCUCCCUCCCUGGGCUUCCCACUUUUCCAUCUGUAAGUAAGGACAGGAUAGGCCUGCUGGGGGACAGUGUGCAGGUCCAGGCUCCGCCCUGGGGCUCGGCCAUCUACCUCUCUUCGUAGGUGGCAGGAUCGAAUAUGUGGUCUGUCCAUCUGGAUGUUGCCUGGAUGUGCAGAUGGGGGCCGUCCUGCCAUCAACCAGAAAGAAAUGCAUCCGCAUGUCUGGCUGACCUUCCUCCGUAGGCAUAUGGGCAUCUAAGAGGGUUCAGGCAAUCACACACACACACAGGGAACAGAGGGAACACAAGCCAACUACAGGUAAGGGGUGGGUUAUGUGGCCGUGAGCUCCCCACGGUCAGGCCUGGGCCCCAGCAUCUAGCACAGAGGGAGGGGCGGGAGCAAAGGGCUUAUUUAACUGGAAUUAUCCUUGGGAAGGAAGGGUCCUCUGCAUAGAACUGUCAUUUGGAAUCUGGGAUGCCAAAGUGCAAACUCUGAGCCCACUGAACCAAUGGCCUCGCCGGGCUCCACGAGGCUGCUGUGCCCCGUGGUCAGCUCCCACAGAGCCAGCAGGGGCUGGCGAAGCGAUUAGACAGGCCCACCCGGAUGAACCAGAGGCACAAGUGCAGUCUAUUACACUGAGAGCCAACGGGCAUGGACGGGAGGGGAGGUGACACGGGUCAUAUUGACAGGUGUCAGCAGUCUUGCAGACAGAGUCAAGAUGAGGGAGGGAUCAGAGAUACCAGCCAAGGGCAGCCCUGGUGGCUCAGCGGUUUGGUGCCGCCUUCGACCCAGGGCAUGAUCCUGGAGUCCCGGGAUCGAGUCCCACGUCGAGCUCCCUGCAUGGAGCCUGCUUCUCCCUCUGCCUAUGUCUCUGCCUCUCUCUGUGUGUCUCUCAUGAAUAAAUAAAUAAAAUCUUAAAAAAAAAAAAAGAGAGAGAGAGAGAGAGAGACCAGCCAAGACUGGCCCUGGGCAAACAUCUUGGAGGUGACCAGGGGGCCUUUGCCCUCCGAAGACAGAGCACUGGGUCCCACAUUUGCCUGUGUCCCAGUCAGCUGUGUGACCUUGGGUAUGCCCCGUGACCUCUCUGAGCAGUUGCUUCCUCAUUUAUAAAAUGAACAGAUUAAGGAUGAGUAUUUUAAAAUGCUAGUAUAUGCAUAUUCCUUUCUUAAAAGAUAUGCAAAAAAAUAGAUGUUUUUCAUCUGUUUGCUUUGGGAGUGGGAAUGGAGGGACAAGAAGGAAAGGAUUUUGUUUGGGGGUUGUUUUUAUUUUUAUUUUUUUUUUACGUUUUAUCUUCUAAUCCUCCAUAAAGUCUGAAGUUUUUAUGAUAGCUGUAGGUUUUAUAGUUUUUUUUUUUUUUUUUUAAAGAAUGCUGAGUACAAGAAAAAAGAAACAACUUCACGUAACCCAAAAGAAACUGCUUAUGUGUAUGGAGCAGGGGAUAAAUCGGUAGAAAUGCGUUGGGAGACAGGAGACACACCAAACAUCCACAGUGGUCAAUGGUGGAGGGGGUAAAGGAGGACCUUCACGCUUUCCUCUUUCCUAUUUUAUGUAUUCACGUAUUAUACACGUAACGUUUCACAUUACAGUAUAGAAAUUUUACACCACGCUCUUCAGGAAUUGCUUGUUUGCUUUUUAAACUAUGCCCUUAGGUUCAGGCCUAAUAUCGUUUCUUUUUCAAGAAUAAACAAAAUGGAGAGGU